UGUGGAGCGUAAAGAAUCAACUCUGCCGUGUGCUAAUUUAUUUUGGACAUUAACUAGUAAUUUUUCAAUUAACUUAACACAAAACUACCCCAAAAAGUGUCAACAAAAUGUCGUCGAAGCAAAACUCCAAGAAAUCCAAAUGGGCGUUGGACUUCAAUGCUACCAAAAAUGCAGAUAUGCCCUCGCCACCCGGUUACAAUCCCAUGGCGCUGGUGAAUCAAACAGAAGUAGUGCGCGAUCAGCGUUUGGUUAUUAAAAAAUCAUGGGACUUGGCCUUAGGACCGCUAAAACAGAUACCCAUGAAUCUAUUUAUUAUGUACAUGUCCGGCAACUCCAUAUCCAUUUUUCCCAUUAUGAUGGUGGGCAUGAUGUUGAUACGUCCGAUUAAGGCCAUGUUUACCACCCAAGUGACUUCAAAGAUGGCCGAAGGUGCUCAGGGCACAGGCCAGCGCAUUGUCUAUAUACUCGGCAAUUUGGCCAAUGUGGCUUUAGCUUUAUACAAAUGCCAUAGCAUGGGGCUAUUACCCACGCACGCCUCGGACUGGCUGGCCUUUGUGCAGCCGCAAACGCGAUUAGAAUAUUAUGGCGGUGGGGUCUCGUUCGUUUAGUUAAUA
Messenger RNA from Drosophila busckii, 614 nucleotides. RefSeq names its product ER membrane protein complex subunit 4 (gene EMC4). The transcript is spliced from 3 exons. Bases 108 to 608 code for a protein of 166 amino acids. NCBI's taxonomy places the organism in Eukaryota, Metazoa, Arthropoda, Insecta, Diptera, Drosophilidae. The record is from RefSeq and is a predicted model, not a curated record. Gene Ontology annotation, cellular component: EMC complex. Gene Ontology annotation, biological process: protein folding in endoplasmic reticulum.